CCCAGAGCUGAAGGAGCGCAAGGAGGAUGCGAAAGCGAUGGAAGACGAAGGGCAGACGAAAAUCAAGCAGAGGAGGAGCCGGACGAAUUUCACCCUGGAGCAGCUGAACGAGCUGGAAAGGCUUUUCGACGAGACGCACUACCCGGACGCGUUCAUGCGGGAGGAGCUGAGCCAGCGGCUGGGGCUCUCCGAGGCCAGGGUGCAGGUAGCCGGGGCUGCGCGGGUCCCCGCCCGCCCGGGUGCUCGGGGGAAGGGGCAGCUCGGGGAGAACCGGCCACACCACGGGGACCAGCCCCAUCCUUCUGGCAGGGACAGGAGGCGGCUCCCCGGCUCCCAACUUCAUCCGGCAAAUCCGCCAGCGGCCUCGCAGGGUUUUGCCUGCCCGGGAUUUGUCUCCCCGCGUGUCCCCGUCCCUCCGUUCUGCCGUGUUUUAUCCCGGCUCCGCCGCUCAUCCAUCCCUGCCUCGGCAGCCGCUCCCGGGGCUGCCGCUCCCGGUCCCCUCUGCCCGGCUCAUCCAUGGACGCUCCGAUUCUCGUCAUGGAUGUCGCGACCAUAAACUGAAUUAGAAACCUCCGGGCGAAAUAAUGAUAAAUACAAUUUCAGUCCGUUUCGCCUCGUAGCUCUCAAAUGCUGAAACGGCACCAAAAUUGAGCGAGGUGCUUUGUUCGGGUUUAUGAAAUACAGAAAGUCUGGGCUAAACCCGAGAUCAUUUGGAGAUUUCUGCCCUCCCGGGGGUUUCCCUGGGUUUAACCUGCGCUUUGCACCCUCCCAAAGUUUUUUUU
This is a messenger RNA of Cyanistes caeruleus (blue tit), 782 nucleotides long. The record is from RefSeq and is a predicted model, not a curated record. Lineage: Eukaryota; Metazoa; Chordata; Aves; Passeriformes; Paridae.